AUGUUGAAACAUCCUAGCACUGGAGAAGCUAGCCUGGACACGGAACCCAAACUCAAUGCUGCUGAAUCUUUCUAUCAGGAUCCGUACACGGAGGAACCAAUUGACAUGGAUUGCUUGAAUACCAUGCUCGGUCAUAUUGAUCGUACGGUAUCAUCAGAGAAUGCUACAAUGAUUAUGGAGCCAAUUGACUAUGACGAUAUCUUGGACGGUGCCCGUCAAACCCCCAAACAGAGUAGCCCAGGACUGGAUGGCAUCGGCUAUGAGAUACUUUACCUCCUUGUCUCUCACCCAAGCUGUCGUGAUAUUAUCCAUCAGGUAUUCAAUGACGUUGUUCGCUUGGAAAAGUUCCCCAAAUCUUGGCAGGCCUCGUGUAUCAUUAUCUUACACAAGAAAGGUGACAAGAGUGAUCUAGCUAACUACCGUCCCAUCACACUGAUUUCAGCGGAUUGCAAAGUUUUUACGCGCAUCAUGAACCCUAGAGUUGUCCAAGUGGCUAACAGGAUUAUCACCCCUUAUCAAUGCGGUUUCUUGCCCGGCCGUUAUAUUGGGGAUUAUGGAAGGUCUCUCCAGGUGAUUAUGGAUAAUGCUCAGUCUGCUAGCUGGCGGAACCCCUACAACUUUACUGCCUAUGCUGGCAUCAUGCUUGAUAAUGCCAAGGCCUAUGACCAGGUUCACCCAAAGUAUCUCUCCCAAGUACUGUUAAAGCUUGGCUUCCCUGAAGCGUUUGUCACAUGCAUUAUCAAUUUGUUCUUUGAUAACUCCAUCUAUGUCAAUGUGAAUGGUUUCUUAACCGGUGCAAUCUCACAGCGACGAGGGAUUCGUCAAGGUGAUAGUAUCUCGCCAGUCUUGUUCAACCUGUCCAUUGAGCCGUUCCUACUCUCCAUAGUCAACAAUAUGAACCUCACAGGAUACAGCCUGCAACACGUCAAGCUCCCGCACCAAAUACAGAACCCAUGGAUAUCUCCUGCUCCCAUCAAGGUCCUCGCGUACGCCGACGAUGUCCUAUCGUUUGUGAAAUCGCAAGCUGAAUUGGUAGAGCUACAAGAACUUCUACUAGUAUACAAUCGAGCUUCCAACGCCAAGAUCAAUUACAGCAAAUCCGUCGCCUUCCCUCUCCACGGCAGUGCCAUGAAGUCCACUGACGGCCAACAGAUCAAGCAAUAUGUCACCACUCCACGGGCUAUAUCAAAACUCAUUGGCAAUAUCAAUGUUAUGACCGACAUCUUUGGCUCUAGACUCGUCUCAUUAUAUGGCAAAGCUAACAUUGCAAAUACUCUCAUCCUAUCCAAACUGUGGCAUGUUAUUCGUGUGGUGUCUCUCCCUCAGGAGGUCCUAAAGAAGCUCAGAUCAAUUAUAUACCAAUUUGUGAUGUCUGGCCUGUUUCCACCUCUCAAAGGCACUUCUUUCUUCUUUCCUCGUGAUCAAGGCGGAUUAGGCUUGAUCGAUAUCGGUGCUCAACAGAAAGCCCCACAGUUUCGUUACCUACGAGUCCUGCUAGUUGGCAAUCAUGGUCUACUACCUGAUUUCACGUAUCAAUUGUUAACCAAUGCUCUACGUCUUACAAACGACGCUGCUCACCAUGUUCUGCGUCUAUUGUUCAUGUCAGCUCGGUAUAAGAAUACGCUGAAUGGUCUCCACCCAUUCUUGUCUAUGUUCAAUGCCAUGGAUACCUGCAAUACUCACAGCUCCUGCACUGGUGACCCUGAUUUCCAGCCCUUUGUCGACUCAUUGAUAUACCAACAGCAGCAGAUACCGAAGCUAGCGAACAGAGGUCUCCGUUUCAUCAUGCUGGACAUGGCAAACCUCGACGUUAGUCGUAACUUCAGCAACCACCUCAACAAACAACAAUGGCAGACUUUCUACAAGAAUAACAUGCAUUACUCAGCUCGCAACCUAUGGUAUCGAAUGAUACAUAAACAAAGCUCCAACAAACUUGCCAUGUCGCAACUCUAUCUGAAACAUGCUGAAUCUGAUAGAUAUAAACUCUGUUAUGAAGUGGAAGGCGCCAAACAUCUCCUGAUCAGUUGUGUCCACAAACUUGAUGUAUGGGACUCCUCAUUCAACGAGUUCCUUGGUUACCCCAAAUCUGCAGAUCCACAUCUUAUCUACAAAUCAAUCACGCUCUUCAAACUGAACCGAUAUUUCAUAUACAACUUGGAUAUCCACAUCACGAUCUUUGACUCUUUGCCACCAUUAUGCGUAUUAUCUGGAGAAACCAUUAUCAACAGCUUUACAACCACAUGCCUUUUGAUUCAAUCCAAACCAGCCGCCAAAUCAGAACCGAAGUGUUAA
Molecule: messenger RNA, 2292 nt
Organism: Mucor velutinosus
Lineage: Eukaryota; Fungi; Mucoromycota; Mucoromycetes; Mucorales; Mucoraceae
Gene: PAN2
Product: poly(A)-specific ribonuclease
Exons: 3
Coding region: 1-2292 (763 amino acids)
Source: RefSeq, a predicted model, not a curated record